AUGGAAACAAGCCAAUUGCUAAAGAAAGUUCUGAAGAAGGAUACCUUAUCCACAGAGGACAUUGUCUUUCUCCUGGGAAAAGUAGAUGUUGCGAUCAGCUGCUCUGACUGCAAAGUGCUGUUUUACAAGAGCGUGGAGAGGGCACUAGUGCAUCAUUACGAAGAGGCCUAUGGUGUUUGCAUACCGUCCAGGGUCUACAAUAUCAAUGAGAUCCAUGGAUUGAUAUUGUUCUUGCACAUAAAGAAAUACGGGUAUCCAGAGGUUGAUGUAGACCUCGAAAGGUUUUUUGAAAACUUGUUUUUCAGUGGCAUCGGAGAAAUGGAGGUAAAACAACUGAAGGAGGAGAACGAAAGACUCACAAAGGAGAAUGAAGAGCUGAGAGAAAGGAUAAACGAAAUGAACAAUGCGUGGAUAGAUAGAGGAUUUGAAGAGGGAGAGUUCAGAAGCGUGGAUGAGGAUGUCCUGUCAAGGAUGGAGAGGGAUCUGGCUGCACUAAGAGAACAAGUCGACUUUGAGCAUCCCUUGAUACUGGAGGCAUGGUACAGAUUAGGAGAGGAAUACAUUAAAGGCAGGCAUUAA
Encephalitozoon hellem ATCC 50504 is the source of this 579-nucleotide messenger RNA. RefSeq lists its product as uncharacterized. The transcript has a single exon. The record is from RefSeq and is a predicted model, not a curated record. Lineage: Eukaryota; Fungi; Microsporidia; Unikaryonidae. The coding region runs from base 1 to 579 and encodes 192 amino acids.